GCGCUCUCCUCUUCUCCGCUGAUAUACAUACAACAGACUUACUUCGUCCCUUUCUUCUUUACAUUCCUCCAUUUCCGUACCUCUCGAGGGUUUUGCUCGUCCAUGCCUUCCUCAAUCAUUCUCUUCGGAGUUCUCAAUUGCUAGCUUAUCGAUCGAGAUUUUGGUGGUUUCGCCUCCAAGGAGGAUCAUUGGUAGUCUCUGUUGGAGAGGGUUUUGAGUGGGGAUCUUCCUUUGAAUUUUAGCUUCACAGACGCGGAAAUUGACAAGGAAGUGGGAUUGAGGACUCAGGGGAGGAGAGAACGUUGGGCAGGGCAGGGCAGAGAUGGAGAAUGGAGAAAGAAAUUUGGAGUCGAGAUUUGCCGGAAUGACUGUGGGUGAUCCGUAUAGCAUCAAUGGCAAUGAUGGAUUGUUUCAGGUCAUGAAAGCAGUUGAAGCUGCUGAAGCUACUAUCAAGCAGCAGGUGGACGAGAACAAUCGUUUGAAAGCUGAACUUCAACAAAGAAUCGAGGAACUUGAGCGAUAUAAAGCAGGUGAUGCAAAAUAUUCGAACCCUCAAUUGGGUGAUCGAUGGGGUGAUCAUGUUCUUGAAUCAAGUAGAGCUGAUCAAAUAGUUCUACAUUCAGCGAAUCAAGCCAGGGGGGUUGGAAAAGCUGAUAUCAAUUCUGAACAUAUGCUUCAAACAAAUACAAUGCGAAGUAAUGAAGAUCAUGUGAAGCAAACUCAAGUAGAAAACCAAUUUGAAAGCGGCAAGCUCAGUGGGUCAUCAAAUAUUACUCAUAGUGGUCAGGUUGCAGCAGAUAAUUCUGUCGUCUCUCAGUUUGUAUCACCAUCCAUUGCUGUAUUUUCUCCUGGCAGGUACCCGCAAGAUGCUGAUCUGGAAUCAGAGUUUAAAUAUUCUGGAAGGGGUUCAACUUCAUUGGCUGAAGUUAACAAUGUUGGUAGUUCAAAACAGGACAUUGUUGUGAAGGUUCGGGAACAUGAAGAGGAAAUCCUACAACUCAAAAGACAUCUUUCAGAAUUGGCAAUAAAGGAAGCACAAAUUCGCAAUGAAAAAAAUGCCCUUGAGAAGCGAAUAUCGUACAUGCGUAUGGCUUUUGAUCAGCAACAACAAGAUCUAGUUCUUGCUGCAUCUAAAGCAAUUUCCUACAGGCAAGACAUAAUGGAGGAAAAUGUUCGUCUUACAUAUGCAUUACAGGCUGCGCAACAAGAAAGAUCUACAUUUGUAACUUCUCUAAUGCCUCUUCUUGCGGAGUAUUCUCUUCAACCAGCUGAUGCCAAUGCCCAGUCAAUUGUCAGUAAUGUCAAGGUUUUAUUUAGACAUUUGCAGGAACAGCUUCUUGUUAUUGAGGGAAAGCUCAAAGAGUCUCAGUACCAACUAGCACCAUGGAGAUCUGAGUCUAAUCCAUCUAAUUUUUCACAGUCACCUGUGUAUCCUGUGGAGAUGAAAAAUGGGUUGGAAUUGGUUCCGCAACCGACAUAUACUGAUGGAAAGAUGCCAUCUUCUGAUCCACAGACAGCAAAUGCUGGAGAUAUUGUGGGACUUCCUCAAAGUGGAAUGGAUAAUUUUAAGAAUUCAGAGUACAAUGAGUUGGGAAAGCGCCCACCUCCUGCAAGCAGGAACAUGGCGCCUCAUGAUGUGUCUUCACAGCUUGCGUUCAACCAGAGUGAUCCAUAUGCUGCUGGAGCUAGUGAAGGCACUGUCAGCAAAAAAGUCACAUUUGGUGAUCUUGUUAAGAGUAAUGAUAUUAGUGAACCUGAAAAUAGAGGACACCAGAGUGAUAGAGAUCCUUCAGCUAAUUGGAAUUCUAAAGCUUCAGCUACAACCAUGGAUGAUCCUGUUACCUCAUAUAGCCCUUUUUUACCCCCAGUUCUCGAGGAGCCCUCAUCUUCUGUCUCCGAGGCUGCUGAAGAUGAUCCGCUACCUGCAAUAGAGGAUCUUCAAAUUUCAGGUGAAGCAUAUCCUGGGCAGCAACUCCAAGCAGCUGGAUACUCUAUAAAUGGGACAACCAGUUGUAAUUUCGAGUGGGUUCGGCAUUUGGGGGAUGGAUCUUUUAAUUAUGUUGAUGGAGCAAAGCAGCCAUAUUAUCUUGUUUCUGCUGAUGAUGUUGAUACGUAUCUUGCCAUUGAAGUGCAGCCACUGGACAAUAGGAAACGGAAGGGUGAUCUAGUCACUGUCUUCGCCAAUGAGCGCAGGAAAAUUUCUUGCGACUCUGAAAUGCACAGUUGCAUAGAAAAGACCCUUUAUGCCGGCCAUGCUUCAUACAAGCUAUCAUUGCCGGCUGGAUAUCUCGAUUUAUGGGAGCCAGCUAUAUUGUCCAUUAAACGGGAUGGCUAUAGCAUUAAGGGCAGUGGGCCUAGUGGUGUUUCUAUAUCCAAGAAGUUUACUUCCUCUACUAACGUCUCUAUUACAUAUGGGAAUGCUACAGAUUUCUCCAUAGCCGAUUCUAUGGGUGAGGAUGAACACAUUUUGAGGGUGGACAGUAAUUCAACGGAUGUGAGUUGCGCUAGAGAUACAAUCGUUCUCACCUUACGGUUAUUCAUUAUCAAGGCUAGUGAGAAGAAAAAGGGGAAGAAGAGAGGUCUGUUCUUUCACAAGUGAGACUGCCAAACAGGACCUUACCCUUGCGCCCUUCAUAUGGCACAUUGUUUGUUGAGUUAGAGUGCUUUUUAAACUAUACUCAUUUUCAAUCUAUAUAUAUACACACAUAUUUUUAAUCCCUUUUAUUUGUAAUUUUGUGAUUAUUUAUUUAGCUAUAGUGUGUGUAAUAUUCUCAGGUUCUUUGUUUUGGUCUGGAUCUUGGGUUGGACUGUUUAAUGAAUUUCCCAUCAUCUUUUUUU
Andrographis paniculata is the source of this 2838-nucleotide messenger RNA. RefSeq lists its product as uncharacterized. The record is from RefSeq and is a predicted model, not a curated record. Lineage: Eukaryota; Viridiplantae; Streptophyta; Magnoliopsida; Lamiales; Acanthaceae. Gene Ontology annotation, cellular component: plasma membrane. The transcript has 22 exons. Bases 323 to 2599 code for a protein of 758 amino acids.